Messenger RNA from Apaloderma vittatum (bar-tailed trogon), 148 nucleotides. Its product is annotated as interferon alpha-inducible protein 6-like. The transcript has a single exon. NCBI's taxonomy places the organism in Eukaryota, Metazoa, Chordata, Aves, Trogoniformes, Trogonidae. The record is from RefSeq and is a predicted model, not a curated record. The annotation marks the transcript as partial. Gene Ontology annotation, cellular component: membrane.
AUGUCUGACUACAAUGUCCAAAAGGCUGGUUUCACUUCCUCCGGGAUCGCAGGAGGAUCGCGUGCUUCAUCGAUGAUGUCUCAAGAAGCAAAAUCGUCUGGGGGAGGUGUGCAUUCUGGAGGCCCUACUGCUACUCUCCAAGAAUUUG